AUGGUAUGGGGGCUUCCAAGUGACGAGAACACCUCUUUCAAGGAUAGGCUUGCACUCAAGUUCAAGACUUUAUUUGAGAAGGGUUUUCGGAAGAAGAAAGGCUCCGAGGUAAUCCAACCUCUGCAGGAUCCUAUAAACAUCCAUCGAACAUACCUUUCCCAGAGCUUGAGACGAUCGCACCGAAGAGUCGCUCGUCAAGCAUUCUUAUCAUCUCAGUCGAUACAGUCACAAUCUUUUGAACAGUGCGCAGCAGCACCUCAGGUGUUUCAGCGAUCCUCAAAUUACACUGGCAUACUACCCACUGCAGAUUCUUCCCGCCAACAGACAAACACAGGCGUCAAGGCGCUGCCUCAAAGUCGCAAUAUGAUUUUUUACGACCUUCCGGUGUCCUCGACGCACUUCUCAGCAGAAGAGUUCCGGAAAAGGUGUGAAUACGUCACGAAUGAACUGAGGAAGGUCGUCGCUGAACAUAAUGAACUUCGUAUGUGCGGUCGACAUAUUAACUAUAGUCGCCAUAUGAUUGGCGACUCGAGGGAUACAGCCGUACCCUCUAUACUUAUAGAGUGUCGAAAACGAGAUCUCAAGAUGUUGAGAGAGCUCUUUAACAAGCACGCUGCGGCACUCUGUUGUCGCAAGGACUCAAACUGGCCUACCCUAGUCCAUCACGACCUCCCAUCGUCAAAACCGUCAUUCCAACUUAUCUAUUUACCGCACCCAUAUCACCCUACAAUACAACACGCUGCAAAAACUUCAGUAGCUGUCAGCAACUCAUCCAGAGAUACCUUCUGCGGUUCUCUAGUCCAGUAUGAGGGUCGCACAGCCACCAUCGGCCUGACAAUUAUUGUAGAUGGCAUAAGUCACAUGAUGACUGUCGACCAUCUUUUCAAUAACAGCAUGGGAGAUGAAAAUUCGCUUUUCACUAGUGGCGAUGAGCCAGUUCAUCGCAGCAGCUCUAGCGGGGAGUCAACAGGUGCGCGUCAGAACACUUCUGUCAUUCCACCAAAUCCCCAUCCAGAUCAGGAAAAACAAAACUUGGACUUUGGUCAUAGCAGUGCGCAUGAAAGUGCAGCAGAAGAAAGCCUCAGUGCGUCGCACACGAAGGAACUCCCCCAAUCUCGUCUUGCCGAGUGCUUGGUGGGCCAACCCGUUCCUCUCCCACAUACCUUGGACCCCCCAGCACCAUACCUGGACUGGGCAUUCGUCGAGUUGAACGACUCUUCAGCGAGCUUCCAACUACCUAACAUCAUCAACCUAGACUCUAUUUCGAGUCCCGUACUCCUUCACCAAGUGUCGAAACAACCCUCGUCUCAUACCACAUCGGUGUACAUGAUUUCUGGAAUAAAUGGCACAAGAAAGGGCCGCCUAUUUGGUGGCCUCAGUGAGCUUGGCCCACUACAGGAUCGAAGUCCAUGUAGAGCCUGGAAAAUGGUACUAGAUUCCGAUCAAGGUCUCGGCCCAGGAGAAUGCGGCUCAAUCGUUGUUGACCAGGCUACUUUCGAUAUAUAUGGCCAUGUUGUCGGAUCAAACAUUAUUGGUGAUGUUUUUGUUGUUCCACUUCCAGACACUAUUGAACAAAUCCGAGUUGCUUUUAAUGCAACCACUGUGACUCUACCCUCACAGAACCUUAUCCUGCCACUUUGCAACUGGCCUGAAGAUACCAUGACUACCCAGGCAAGACGUUCUACUAUCAAACCACGGCCAACCACCGCACUCAAUCAUCUUAACCCAAUUCACCCAAAAUCCUCUUUGAGAUCUUCCUCAAUGGCACAGACAUGGAAAUUUCCGGAAGAUCCGAGAGGCCACCGCCGCCAAUUCAAUGGGUCUCAAAGAAUGUUUUAUCCAGAAAAGGAGGGCACUUCGUACCUAGAAACAUUGAAAGAAUCAGGACUCUUGGAUGACGGAACAGAAGUUCCGGCUCUUUUGCUCGACUAUCCGAGUUCAAGAUCUACAGAACGUAGCAUAGAGCGUAUUGAAGACUUUUGCUGUGGUGCUUCAUUCGCUCUAGACAAUUUUGUAUCACACCCACUUGGCUCAAGUCUAUCCGCCAGCUCAGAUACCAGCACGAAGCCAACUGCCACGGAUUCGAGAAUGGAAAUCCCCUAUUUUGCGGUUGUCACUGAUUUAGAUUGGUGCCAGAAUACACAUUCCUAUAUCAGUCGAGACAAACCACUUGCAUCAAGCCUCAGGCUAAAUGAGAUUCUGAAAGAAAAGGUGUGUACUUAG
Fusarium fujikuroi IMI 58289 is the source of this 2223-nucleotide messenger RNA. RefSeq lists its product as uncharacterized. NCBI's taxonomy places the organism in Eukaryota, Fungi, Ascomycota, Sordariomycetes, Hypocreales, Nectriaceae. The transcript is spliced from 2 exons. The record is from RefSeq and is a predicted model, not a curated record. Bases 1 to 2223 code for a protein of 740 amino acids.